This is a messenger RNA of Venturia canescens, 1525 nucleotides long. RefSeq names its product inositol monophosphatase 2-like. Gene Ontology annotation, biological process: inositol metabolic process; phosphatidylinositol phosphate biosynthetic process; signal transduction. Bases 375 to 1217 code for a protein of 280 amino acids. The record is from RefSeq and is a predicted model, not a curated record. Gene Ontology annotation, molecular function: inositol monophosphate 1-phosphatase activity. Lineage: Eukaryota; Metazoa; Arthropoda; Insecta; Hymenoptera; Ichneumonidae. The transcript is spliced from 6 exons.
AAUGCGUGAUAGGUAGGAUCGGAAAAGGCGGACUUUCCAGUUGAGUCCUUGAUUAGAAGGAAAAAAAUGAGUGUAGCUCGAAUCACAUAGAAUACAGAGAGAGAGAGAGAGAGAGAGAGAGGGUGGAGACAUUGUUGAUGGAAGUGGUUUGAGUCACGGUGAUCGAAAACCUUCGUGGGAGAAUGUAAAUCGCGAAUGGAUCGUACGAGCUCGGACUUGAUUCACGUGAUGCUUCGUACUCGUUCUUCGGACAAAACUUUGUGCUCCUACAAGAAAAACGUCAGUUCAAAUUGGAGAUCACCGACGAGGACAGACAUUCCUUCGAUACGCACCACGAUUAUUGAUUCGAUCGAUAAAUAAAAACUUUAGUGAAAAUGAGCGAAAAGGAGGAAAACGUUUACUAUGAUUUCGCGAUGAAACUUACGCUGGAAGCUGCUCAGAUUUUGAGAAGCGCCAUCACCGACAGUAAAACGAUUGACGAAAAAUUGGGCAACUGGGAUCUCGUGACCCAAUACGACCGUAAGAUCGAGGACGUGAUCGUCGGGAAGUUGAAAAAAAAGUUUCCCAAUCACAGGUUCAUCGGCGAAGAAUCGACGGGCGCAAAUCUGCCAGAAUUAACGGACGAUCCAACCUGGAUAAUAGACCCGAUCGAUGGCACGACCAAUUUCAUUCACGGUUUCCCGCACACCUGCGUCGUAAUUGGUCUCGCGAUAAACAAAGAAAUGCGCAUAGGAAUCGUGUACAAUCCCAUACUCGAACAGCUGUUCACGGCGAGGAAGGGACGCGGUGCAUUUCUCAAUGGGCGACCGAUCCAAACAUCCAAAAUUCAAGACAUGUCGAAAGCUCUCAUCUGCCUGGAACCCGGUUUCAUUAAGGUCGACAGUUUGAGGGAGAAAAUGAUGGAAAGAAUUCAUGCGAUCGCCAAAGAAGCUCAAGGAAUACGAACGCUCGGUGUCGCUGCCAUAACUUUGUGUUACGUGGCCCUGGGAGUCGUCGAAGGUUAUCCCAUCGAGGGGCCAGCAAUCUCGACCUGGGACAUUGCGGCAGCGUCCCUGAUCAUAUCGGAAGCUGGAGGCGUCGUAGUAGACCGUGUGACAGGUAACAAAGUCGAUCUGAUGAAACCGAGGGCGAUUGGUGCUUGCAAUGAAAAAAUCGCCAGGGAGCUCGUCAGAAUCCUCGGGGAAGCUGACAGGAGAGUCGAGCUGCGAGGAAAAUAGUCCUUCGGUCCACGCUUUCAUCGUUUUCUUCAACAUUUUUAAUUCCCUUUUUAACGACCCUGAAGUUUGCAACGUUCGAGUCCCUCCAAUAAUUCCAGUAGCUCUUCAAUUUCGUUUCCUGCCGAAUUUUCAAUUCGUUGUUUUUCAAGCUGCACCGAUCCCUCGUGAAAUAAAAAAUUGGUCAAUUGCAAAUGCUUUUUUUCUUCGUUUCGUUGGACUCCAACGUUGCGGACUUCAGCGUCGUCUUUUUUAACUUUGCGGUGUAAAACGAUGAUUUUGGUUGAAAAAAAUAUAGAAUUUUUCGUUAA